Molecule: messenger RNA, 1624 nt
Organism: Arabidopsis arenosa
Lineage: Eukaryota; Viridiplantae; Streptophyta; Magnoliopsida; Brassicales; Brassicaceae
Source: the annotation of a GenBank genome assembly
UAUUUCGAACAAAUCAUUAUAUUCUCGGCGGGAAAUUUAUCGACGUCUCUUCGUCUUCUCGCCGCCGUUAGGGUUUCUUCGUUUAUAAUCUCUUCGUUACCACUUUCCGUUUCUCAGAUUUUUUUUUCCCUGGGAUCAUCAUCAUGAAAAACUCGGUGAAACGAGAAGCGGAAUCAACCAGAGAUCGCAGCAGGAGAAGAGAAGCCGAUGAGUCGUCGGAGAGACCGAAGAUCGUGAAGAAGGAGAAACAGAGUAAGACCGUAAUUGCUUCAUUACGGCCUCAAGAACCGCCGAUUCAGGAAGAGGACGAACAAGAAAUUGCUGAUCGGAGAGCUAUAAGAUCUCAGUACCUCGCUCUUACCCACAAAAUUAAAGAUGCUCAAGAUGAUUUGACAAAAAUUGAUUCUGACAAGUUUAAGAGUAUCAUUAAUGAGGUUGAGAAUUUGCAUCAGAAAGUUCAGAAGCCUAGAGAGCAAAUUGUUGAUGCGGAAGCACUUUUGGACUUAACGAAUAGUGUGGUUUCAUCGGUGAAAUCGCAAUCUGCUCAUGGUGGUGUUUCUCCAGCUGAGUUUGUUAAUGCCUUGAUUAAUGGGUUUGGGAAAACUUCUUUAAGAAUUGAUGCUGAUGAAAAUACACAAGUGUCAAUGAAGUGGAAGGAUCUUGGGUUUACGGUCUGCUCUACGGUUAUGGUAUCAUGUGGUUGUACAACAAUGAUGGGUCCUAUGGAUAGUGAAUUGAAACAAAGGAAAAGGUCAGUGGGCAACAGAAAACGUACAAAGCCUGGUGCUGGUGUUAAGCCAGAGGAGGUUGAUGAUACAGAAGCUGAAAAGAAAACUGAUACAGACAAUAACAUGGCAGUAAUGUUUAACAUUUUGAGGAAAAACAAACGUGUCAAGAUUGAAAAUUUGGUGCUCAAUAGGAAAUCUUUUGCUCAGACAGUAGAGAAUGUGUUCGCACUAUCAUUCUUGGUGAAAGAUGGACGAGUUGAGAUAACUGUUGAUAACAAUGGUUCUCAUUUCGUUGAGCCAAGGAAUGCUCCUGCAGCAAACCUGGUGCUAUCAGGGGAGGUCGCUUACAACCAUUUCGUACUUAGAUUUGAUUACAAAGAUUGGGAGCCAAUGAGCACAAUGGUGGCAGUGGGAGAGGAGCUGAUGCCACACAGGGAAACCAAAGUCGCACAAGAUUCAAGAGAACUGUCGAGGAAACAAGGUUCGGUGAUUCAAGAGGAAAUGGUUGUCGAAGAUUCUUCUAACAUCGAAGGCGAUAAUGAAGAUAGUCAAAAUGGUGGAUUAUCCCGGAAAUACAAGAUCAGGAAGACUGAUCACUUGUGAAGAUGGUUCGUGAAUUGAAAAGUCUUUUUUUCCUUCCUUUUUCAAACUAAUCCUUUUGGGGUACAUAGCAACUUCUUGUUUUAUAACCUAUGGUUUUGAUUUGGUAGGAGGCAUGUUUUAUUAGGUAGACAGAUACUUAAUGGAUUGAUUCUGGUUAGGAUUGUUAUUUUGGUUGAUGGUAGGUUUUGGAAGUUACAGAGAUGCCUAUUGAGAGCAUAAUUUGAGCUAUCUUCCUCCUUAACGUUUGGCUUUAUUAUUGUUCUUUUAUUUUUUAGUAAAUUUCACUUUUGAUC